AUGUCGACGAGAACGCCAUUGCCGACAGUGAACGAACGUGACACUGAGAAUCACUCAUCAGUGGAUGGCUUUGUCGAACCCCCUGUCCCACCAACAAAGUCCGCAAGCCGCCACAGCCUGCCGAGAUGCCGCAACUCUUUUACUUCCACAGAAGAACACCCCCACAUCGGCAACUACCGUCUCCUCAAGACCAUUGGCAAGGGGAACUUCGCCAAGGUCAAAUUGGCACGACAUGUCCUGACAGGGCGAGAGGUCGCUGUGAAGAUUAUAGACAAAACUCAGUUGAAUCCCACCAGUCUACAGAAGCUCUUCAGGGAAGUCCGAAUAAUGAAGAUACUAAAUCAUCCUAAUAUAGUGAAAUUGUUUGAAGUGAUUGAGACGGAGAAGACACUCUAUUUGGUGAUGGAGUACGCCAGUGGCGGGGAGGUGUUUGACUACCUGGUUGCCCACGGUAGGAUGAAGGAGAAGGAAGCCAGGGCCAAAUUCAGACAGAUUGUGUCUGCCGUGCAGUAUUGUCACCAGAGGAGGAUAGUGCACAGGGAUCUAAAGGCUGAGAACUUGCUGCUAGAUGCAGACAUGAACAUCAAGAUAGCUGACUUCGGCUUCAGCAAUGAGUUCACUCUGGGCAGCAAACUGGAUACCUUCUGCGGUUCCCCACCCUACGCCGCCCCAGAACUCUUCCAGGGGAAGAAGUAUGACGGGCCUGAGGUGGAUGUCUGGAGCCUCGGGGUCAUCCUCUACACACUGGUCAGCGGGUCACUGCCGUUCGACGGACAGAACCUUAAGGAGCUGAGAGAGAGAGUCCUACGGGGGAAAUAUCGUAUUCCUUUCUACAUGUCGACAGACUGUGAAAACCUACUGAAGAAAUUACUAGUGCUCAAUCCUGUCAAACGAGGCAGUUUAGAGCAAAUCAUGAAAGACCAUUGGAUGAACGUGGGUCAUGAGGAGGAGGAGCUAAAACCUUACAUCGAGCCUGAGACAGACUUCAAUGACUCAUCCAGAAUAGAACUCAUGGUUACGAUGGGUUUCCCUAAAGAUGAGAUCACAGAAUCUCUGCUUGGCCAGAAGUAUGAUGAUGUUAUGGCCACCUACCUACUACUGGGAAGGAAAGCUCCAGAGUUUGAGGGGAGUGAACCUCUGGCUAACAGUGCCCUGGGUCAGCGGCAGCGGCCCAACAGUGACAUCAACAAUAGCUCCAGCAUAUCUCCGGCCCAUCCCAAAGUCACGCGCAGCAUCUCGGCCAAUCAGAAGCAACGGCGCUACAGUGAUCAUGGUGGGGAUGAUGAUGGUGAAGGUGGUCAUGUCGUAGAGAAGCCAAUUGGUCCAUCUGUUCCCCCUGCGGUGUCAUACUCAAAACGUGGCCAGGCCCUGAGUGUGGAGAGUGACCACAGGGAGGAAUGGGAUGGAGCUCGCAGACUGGAGCUCAGUACUUCUAAGGGCGAUGUCCCUGCCUCACCACUAGGGGUGCAGGAGAGGAAAAAGACCACCAGUACUGUAGGGACAAAUGGAUCAAUGACUCGUAGGAACACCUACGUGUGUGAGCGAUCCUCUACCGACCGCUACUCAGCUAUUCCAAAUGGCAAGGACAGCAGUCUAACGGAGGUGUCAGGGAGCACCCCAUCAACAGCGAUGAGCUCCACACGACCUCGCCACACCAAGUCCAUGUCCUCAUCAGGACACCCCUCAAAGAGCACACUGCCCCCCAUCGAUGACAACACGGAGCUAAAAGCCAGCUCCUCUCCACGUGGUCCGUCUACCUCUCCAUCAGCCCACAGCAUCAGCACUCCAGAGAAGAACCGCUUCCCCCGCGGGACCACCAGCCGCAGCACCUUCCACGGGGCUCAGCUCCGAGACCGCCGCAGUGCCACUUACAACGGCCCGCCAGCCUCGCCCACAUUAUCCCACGAUACAGGGGCCCUGGCCCAACAACGCAGGGGCACCUCAACUGGAAUCAUAAGCAAGAUCACCUCCAAGUUUGUGCGCAGAGCUAUGUCUUUCAGGUCAGCCCGGAGGGUGCCUAGCGAGGGAGAGGCCAGUGCCAGGACAGAAACAUCGAGGAGCGGGUCAGGGGACGCUAAGGAGGAAGGGGUCCGGGACUCCAAGCCCCGCUCGCUUCGUUUCACCUGGAGCAUGAAGACCACCUCUUCCAUGGACCCCGCCGAGAUGAUGAGGGAGAUCAGGAAGGUUCUGGAUGCCAACAGCUGUGACUACGAGCAGCGCGAACGCUUCCUGCUUUUCUGCGUCCACGGCGACGCUCGUCAGGACAACCUGGUCCAGUGGGAGAUGGAGGUGUGCAAGCUGCCCCGCCUUUCACUCAACGGCGUGCGCUUCAAGAGAAUAUCAGGAACCUCCAUCGCCUUUAAGAAUAUUGCCUGCAAAAUCGCCAACGAGCUCAAACUGUGACAGAGGGAUGGGGA
Messenger RNA from Lampris incognitus (smalleye Pacific opah), 2417 nucleotides. RefSeq names its product serine/threonine-protein kinase MARK1-like. Gene Ontology annotation, molecular function: tau-protein kinase activity; protein serine/threonine kinase activity; ATP binding. The coding region runs from base 1 to 2403 and encodes 800 amino acids. The record is from RefSeq and is a predicted model, not a curated record. Gene Ontology annotation, biological process: intracellular signal transduction; microtubule cytoskeleton organization; protein phosphorylation. Gene Ontology annotation, cellular component: cytoplasm. The transcript has 19 exons. NCBI's taxonomy places the organism in Eukaryota, Metazoa, Chordata, Actinopteri, Lampriformes, Lampridae.